AUGGGUGAUAGGCUCUAUUUCUCAACCCCACACUUGCAUAUCAACUCUAAUCGCUCGCAAGAUCAUCGUAAAAUAAGUUACGAUCUUAUAUGUCAAGAAAUCUUACCUCUGAUCAACAAUGAUCCGUCGUUGAACAUGAGAACAAUAAUUUCUCACAUUACUAAAGUCUACAAUUAUAUGCCCUCGUACAGGAAAGCAUGGUUAGCAAAAACCAAGGUGAUUGAACAAGUAUACGAUAACUGGGAGGAAUUAUACAAAGAGUUACCCUGCUACCUACAUGCACUUCGCACAUAUGCACCAGGUACUGUUUAUGUGCUGGAAACAUUGCCAGCGUAUGCCCAAAACGGUACUCUUAUCAGCGGAACUGGAAUAUUCCGUUUCCAACCAUGCAUCAGAGGGUUCGCGUUCUGCAAACCUAUUAUUCAAAUAGAUGGAACGUGGUUGUACGGGAAAUGCAAUGGCACCCUACUGAUGGCAGUCGGUCAAGAUGGCAACAUUAACGUCUUCCCAAUUGCCUUCGUUUUAAUCGAGGGGGAGACCGGUGGGGGUUGGAGUUUCUUUCUCAAAAAUCUCAGAACACACAUGUCUUCGCAACCUGGUCUCUGUUUUAUCUCUAAUAAACAUACUUCUAUUGUGAGUGCAUACAAUAACCCGGCCAGUAGUUGGCAUGACCCCCCUUCUACGCAUGUCUUCUACAUUAGACAUAUUGUACAAAAAUUCACGCGAGAGAUUAAAGAAAAAGCUCUUCGCAAAUGGGUUAUGAACGCAGUGUAUGCAUUAACUCAACCAUCAUUCAAACAUUAUCGCAAAGAGAUCAGAUUGUCAAAUCCAAAUGCAGGUAGAUGGAUUGAUAAUAUUCUUGUGGAGAAAUGGACUAUGUCAUACGACAAUGGACAACGAUGGGGACACAUGACAACAAAUCUUGUUGAAUCAAUGAACGGUGUCUUCAAAGGCAUACAAAACCUCCCUGUAACCGCUUUGGUAAAAUCAACAUAUUUUAAGAUGGCUUAG
Messenger RNA from Vicia villosa (hairy vetch), 1011 nucleotides. RefSeq lists its product as uncharacterized. The transcript has a single exon. Lineage: Eukaryota; Viridiplantae; Streptophyta; Magnoliopsida; Fabales; Fabaceae. The record is from RefSeq and is a predicted model, not a curated record. Bases 1 to 1011 code for a protein of 336 amino acids.